This is a messenger RNA of Eucalyptus grandis, 1390 nucleotides long. Its product is annotated as probable protein arginine N-methyltransferase 3. NCBI's taxonomy places the organism in Eukaryota, Viridiplantae, Streptophyta, Magnoliopsida, Myrtales, Myrtaceae. Gene Ontology annotation, molecular function: protein-arginine N-methyltransferase activity. The record is from RefSeq and is a predicted model, not a curated record. Gene Ontology annotation, biological process: peptidyl-arginine methylation.
AUGGGUCGUCUAAGUCCGGAGAGGUCGAGGGAGAGGAAGGCGUUCCCGCAAGCGACGACGACGACGGUGAGGGCGGCGAUGGAUGGAGCGGCAGAUGAAGGAGGACUUGUGGUCUCCGGCGGCCACCUUGGCAGCAUCCUUCUCGGAACGAAAUCCUGCUCAUUGUUAGCUUAUUUUGCUGCUCAAGCUGGGGCCUCAAGAGUGAUUGCAAUUGAAGCCAGUGAGAAGAUGGCUGGUGUAGCUACUCAGAUUGCAAGAGACAAUGGCCUCUGGCGGAGUGGAAGACCAGAUGGAUGUAAUGAUAGUUAAGGCGUCAUGGAAGUUGUUCAUAGCAUGGUUGAAGAGCUUGAUAAAUCCAUACAGAUCCAACCUCAUUCUGUGGAUGUGCUAGUCAGUGAGUGGAUGGGAUAUUGCUUGCUAUAUGAGUCCAUGUUAAACUCAGUCCUUUAUGCACGGGAUCGAUGGCUGAAGCCAGGAGGUGCCAUACUCCCUGACACUGCAACUAUAUUUGCUGGGAUUCGGAAAGGUGCAACAAGUAUUCUUUGGGAAGAUGUCUACAGUUUCAAUAUGUCUUGCAUUGGCAAGGAAAUUGUCGAAGAUGCUGCUCGAUAUCCUAUAGUUGAUGUUGUGAAUGAUGGUGAUCUAGUCACUGAUGCAGUUGUUCUUCAGGCUUUCGACCUUGUUACAAUGAAGCCUGAUGAAGUGGAUUUUACGUCAAAUAUCGAGAUAGUUCCCAAAUUGGCUGGUCUAGCAGACAAAGAUGGCAAAACCACCUGGUGCUAUGGAGUUGUAUUGUGGUUUGAGACUGGGUUUACCAGCAGGUUUUGCAAGGAUUUUCCAACCGUGUUAUCCACUUCCCCAGCUACCCCUAAAACUCAUUGGGCACAGACGAUCAUGACGUUUCGUGAACCUAUUGCUAUGUCAUCGAGGAGGCCCUGUGCUGACAGGCUUGCUCCAGUUGGUACUGAUGCCUGUCCUGCCGAGAAAAUUCAGUUAAGAAUAAGCAUAGCACGUGCUCCUGAGCAUCGCAGCAUCGACAUAUCCCUGGAGGCUGUUGGUAUUGACCUGGAUGGUAGGAAGAGAAAUUGGCCCGUGCAAAUAUUCAAUCUAUGUUAGCAGUUGAAUUUGUUGAUUUCCUCAAGAUUUUUUUUUUUUUUUUUUUUUGGUCGAGAUUUCCUCAAGAUUCACUGGCCUUGUUCUCUCUUCUUGAAGCCUGGAAGGCUUGCAAUUUUGUCUUUAUAGUACCAAACACUUGGAUCAUUUUAGUUUUUCUGUUAAUUGCUCGAAAAGAGAGUUGUUAAUUGGGAAAAUGUGAAUGCCUUUCUAUUCACGGGCAUAUAAGACCUUGUCGAUAUGAAAUUUGAAUUUUACCAGCUUUAUAUUGACUCGA